Messenger RNA from Euleptes europaea (tarantolino), 1311 nucleotides. It is a transcript of the gene PLAU, whose product is annotated as plasminogen activator, urokinase. The record is from RefSeq and is a predicted model, not a curated record. Gene Ontology annotation, biological process: plasminogen activation; regulation of cell adhesion mediated by integrin. Bases 1 to 1311 code for a protein of 436 amino acids. The transcript has 10 exons. Lineage: Eukaryota; Metazoa; Chordata; Lepidosauria; Squamata; Sphaerodactylidae. Gene Ontology annotation, molecular function: serine-type endopeptidase activity.
AUGAAGCUGCUCUUUGUCACCUCUGUAUUGCUGAGUGUUCUCCUCGCCGACUUUGCAUCCGCUCAGCUUUGGGAGAAACCGCAUAAGCACGCAAGCACAACUAAACACCAGCAUCAAGACUGCAAGUGUCUACAUGGAGGAAGGUGCAUCUCCUAUCACCUCUUUUCUCGCGUCAAGCGCUGCUUGUGUCCCCAAGGAUACAGCGGGAAUCACUGCGAAAUAGAUGCCGAAAGUCAGUGUUAUACAGACAACGGGGAGGACUACCGAGGCACCAAGUCGGUGAACGAGCAGAACGAAAGGUGCCUGCCAUGGGACUCCUCUGUGCUGAAGAGGUGGCCGUACAAUGACGAAAUAGACAACGCCAUGGUGCUCGGACUGGGCAAGCACAAUUAUUGCAGAAAUCCAGAUGGCCGGUCUAAACCGUGGUGUUACGUUAGGAGGGGCUACCGAACCUUUUCGACCUUCUGCGACAUACCAGAGUGUCACAAACAAGCCACGUGUGGCCAGAGGAGUUUCAGCAAGUACUUUAAGAUUGUGGGUGGGAGCAAGGCAGAGAUUGAGUCUCAGCCCUGGAUCGCGACCAUCUUCCAGUACAUGAAGAGAGGCGCCGUGAACAUGUUUUUGUGCGGCGCGACCCUCAUAGACCCUUGCUGGGUUGCCACAGCAGCUCACUGUUUCAAAGGAAAGAGUCUUGAUCCAACCCAGUUCACGGUUGUUCUUGGAAAGACCUCGCUGAUUACCGAUGAAGCGAAUGAGCAACGAUUUAAUGUCGAAAGGGUUGUCCUUCAUGAGGAGUUUUCAGAAGAAUCUCGGAAUUUUGACAAUGACAUUGCUCUCCUCAAGAUCAGAUCGUCUUCAGGGCAGUGUGCAGAACAGUCGAACCGCGUCACAGCUGUCUGUCUGCCCCCUGAAAACUUAAUACUGAACGACAAUUUCCGGUGCGAAGUUUCUGGCUAUGGGAAAGGCAAUAGCAGUGACAUUUUAUAUGCAAGGAUUCUGAAAUCGACCAACGUGAAUCUGAUAUCCCAGUCCUUGUGCCAGGAGGAAUACUAUCCUGAUCGCGAUCUGAAUGGCAACAUGUUCUGCGCUGGAGAUCCGCGCUGGAAGACUGAUGCAUGCCAAGGUGAUUCUGGGGGUCCUCUGGUGUGCGAGUCCAACGGCAGGAUGGUGCUGUAUGGCAUUGUCAGCUGGGGGGAUGGCUGCGCUAAGGAAAGGAAGCCGGGGGUCUACACCCGAGUCACCAGAUACCUCCCUUGGAUCGAAUCCCACGUGAACGGAGUGCACUACAAAAGCUACUACCCUCCUAAGUGA